AUGCCUUUCGGACAACCUUGCGACGUCUGCUUAGUGAAAGAAUCGAACUACAAGUGUCCAGUGUGUCUGUGCAAGUACUGUAGUCUUAACUGCUACAAAAAUCACAAAGAAAGUUGCGUAAAGACCGAACCCACAAAGACAGCCGAUGCGCCAGUGCUUGACAACGACUACAGGUUUGUGACUGAAGACACAGUGCCCAUUGAAAAACUGGAACAACUCAGGACAUCUAAGAAAGUGCGUGAAGUGUUGCAGAACCCCCACUUGAGAAGGGUUAUGGAAGCAUUGGAUGCUAGCAUUGAUCCUCGAUCCUUGAUAGAUCAGGCUAUGAAAGAGCCCAUAUUUGUGGAAUUUGCUGACGCAUGCUUACAAGUUGUAGAUAAUUAG
Molecule: messenger RNA, 384 nt
Organism: Ornithodoros turicata
Lineage: Eukaryota; Metazoa; Arthropoda; Arachnida; Ixodida; Argasidae
Product: zinc finger HIT domain-containing protein 3-like
Exons: 1
Coding region: 1-384 (127 amino acids)
Biological process (GO): maturation of LSU-rRNA from tricistronic rRNA transcript (SSU-rRNA, 5.8S rRNA, LSU-rRNA); snoRNA localization; box C/D snoRNP assembly
Cellular component (GO): pre-snoRNP complex; nucleus
Molecular function (GO): protein binding
Source: RefSeq, a predicted model, not a curated record